Messenger RNA from Eupeodes corollae, 542 nucleotides. Its product is annotated as nuclear receptor 2C2-associated protein. The coding region runs from base 109 to 516 and encodes 135 amino acids. The record is from RefSeq and is a predicted model, not a curated record. The transcript is spliced from 3 exons. NCBI's taxonomy places the organism in Eukaryota, Metazoa, Arthropoda, Insecta, Diptera, Syrphidae.
UAACUUAAUCUUUCCUACUGCCACCUAGUGGAACAUAGAACUUUAUGAAAUGUCAAUCCAAAUCCCAGUUUCGGUACAAAAAAAAAUAAAAAUAAACCAACCUUGAAAAUGAGCCUCCUUGAUUCAGUUAAAUACAAGAGUUUAGUCAGCUCGGUUCUUAACAAAGACAUCAAACAGCAUGGCAAGGCUUUUAUGUUCGACUCAGAAGAAGACACUUCCUGGAGUUCCAGUGAGGGUACUCCCCAAUGGAUAGCGAUCCAAUUUGAUGAACCACAAACAGUAACCGCCUUCAGUUUCCAAUUCCAAGGUGGAUUUGCUGGAAAAGAUGCCCUGGUCAUCGCGACCGCUGUUGAUGGCACAGAAUCAGAGGAACCUUUCUAUCCCGAUGAUAUCAACUCAGUUCAAACAUUUACCCUCAAACAAUCAAUUGAAAAUACAAAAAAACUCAAAUUUGUAUUCGGAUCGAGCACAGAUUUCUUUGGAAGAAUUAUUGUUUAUAAAUUAAAAAUAAUUUGAUUCAAUAAAACAAAAAUAGACAAGAA